AUGCACAGCAAGGAGCAGAUCUGUCACGACGACUACCAGAAGACAGCAGACUGGUUACUGUCCCAGACGAAGCACCGCCCCAAGGUGGCCAUCAUCUGCGGCUCUGGACUGGGCAUGCUCGCUGACACCCUGAAAUGCCAGCAGACUUUCUCCUACUCUGACAUCCCGGGGUUCCCUCACAGCACAGUGAAGGGUCAUGCAGGACGUCUGGUAUUCGGGGAGCUGAAGGGGAAGGAGUGUGUGUGCAUGCAGGGCCGCUUUCACAUGUAUGAGGGGCACUCACUCUGCAAGACCACCUUCCCAGUGCGUGUGUUUAAGCUGCUGGGGGUGGAGACUUUGAUUGUGACAAACGCUGCGGGUUCAUUGGCUGACAGCUAUCAACCCGGUGACAUCAUGAUCAUAAAAGACCACAUCAAUUUUCCUGGACUGAUGGGGCUGAACCCACUGAGUGGACCCAACGAUGACCAGUUUGGACCGCGGUUCCCGGCCAUGUCAGGUGUUUACAAUAAAGACCUGUGUCGCCUCGCCAUGGACAUCGUGAAGCAGCUAGGCGUGGCCCAGUACGUUCAUGAAGGUGUAUACGCCAUGGUGGGUGGACCCAACUUUGAGACCGUCGCAGAGGCCAGACUCCUGCACAGACUGGGAGUGGAUGCAGUGGGCAUGAGUACUGCUCCAGAGGUGGUGGUUGCCGGUCACUGCGGUUUGACGGUGUUUGGACUCUCUCUCAUUACCAACAAGGUUGUGAAGAGCUAUGAGGACACAGCAAGUGUGAAUCAUGAGGGUGUUUUGGAGGUGAGCAAGCUUCGCUCUCAUACACUCCAACAUCUGGUGACGGAACUGAUCAGCAGGAUGGACGUCAACAACAACACUAAUGUCUGA
Lampris incognitus (smalleye Pacific opah) is the source of this 879-nucleotide messenger RNA. It is a transcript of the gene pnp4a, whose product is annotated as purine nucleoside phosphorylase 4a. Gene Ontology annotation, cellular component: cytoplasm. The transcript has 7 exons. The record is from RefSeq and is a predicted model, not a curated record. Lineage: Eukaryota; Metazoa; Chordata; Actinopteri; Lampriformes; Lampridae. Gene Ontology annotation, molecular function: purine-nucleoside phosphorylase activity. Gene Ontology annotation, biological process: nucleoside metabolic process. The coding region runs from base 1 to 879 and encodes 292 amino acids.